Messenger RNA from Sycon ciliatum, 1210 nucleotides. Its product is annotated as nucleoside diphosphate kinase 6-like. NCBI's taxonomy places the organism in Eukaryota, Metazoa, Porifera, Calcarea, Leucosolenida, Sycettidae. The transcript has 6 exons. Gene Ontology annotation, biological process: UTP biosynthetic process; CTP biosynthetic process; GTP biosynthetic process. Bases 110 to 688 code for a protein of 192 amino acids. Gene Ontology annotation, molecular function: nucleoside diphosphate kinase activity. The record is from RefSeq and is a predicted model, not a curated record.
UUUCGAAAUACGAAAAUAUUGAGCUGCAUUUUACUUGUUGUGAUGAUACUUGUGUCAUAGCAAGAGAAACUAGUGAAUCAAUCAGUUCUCUGCUUGAAUUGUUUUCAGCAUGGCUAAGAAACUUCAGCUAACGCUGGCCGUCUUGAAGCCGGACAUGAUGGUCAACCCAUUCCGUGCCAAGGCUGUCAAAGAGCAUAUCAUCAACAAUGGUUUCUUAAUCGUGCGCUCUCGCUUGGUCAAGUGGAAGGUGGAAGAUGCUGAGAAGUUUUAUGCCGAACACGAAGGCCGAUUCUUCCAUUCGCGUCUUCUUUGCAGCAUGACCAACAUGGUGAUGAACCCGUUGAUUCUUGCACAUCCGGAUGCCAUCAAGGCAUGGCGAGCUCUGAUGGGCCCGACCAAAGUGUUACGUGGUCUAGUGGAGCAGCCGAACACAAUGCGUACUAUGUAUGGAUUCACGGACACGCGUAAUGGACUGCACGGUGCAGAUUCGGAGGAGUCUGUUCGACGGGAGAUCCCAUUCUUCUUCAAGGACUUUGAUGUAGACAAAUGGAUUGCGGAAGAGGAGCAUCGCUACCGCGCUGAAACCCCAAGAUACGAUCCUCACCAAGGCGUGCAUACAUUUGAGCCACUCCCAAGUGCCGCGCAUAUCACGGGGAAGCUUGCAGAAACUGCCAAACCAGUAUCCUAAGGCACAGUGUCCUGCCCAUGCAAUCAUGACUUCAAGCUCACAGCCACACUGAUGCAGCAUCAGCAGCAGCAAUGGUAGUGUGUGCCCUGCAAUCCUCGCCCAUGCUCAAGCAACCGUGUCAGGUGCUUCAAGGUACCCACGCCGUGGACAGCUGAUACAGGAAAGGCCGAGAAAGCAAAAAAAACGUCACCUGCUCUUGGUAGGUCGACAGUGCUCUUGGCGCAGCACAUACCUGUUACGUGUACUAGACGGGUAUCACAUGCUCUUCUAGUGCCGGCGAGGGUCACACUCUCCACAGGAUUUGCCCAGCAAAGCUAAUCUUGCCAGCCCUGGCAGUCAACGUGUCAUUACUGGCCUGCUUUUGGCCAACACGGGCACAGAACUUCACAGACAUUAACCCUGUUUGGAUAUCAACUUGCUUUAUUCUGCUUGUCAUAUUAUAAUACAGCAUACCAGGCUGGAUGAAAACACUAUUGAAUGAAAAUGUAAAAAAAAUUAUUGACAAUGAAUUAUGGAGGAUUA